GCGGAAAUGAGAUCCCUUCUUGUCACCACCCACCAUCAUGCGUGUCGUAUUCGCCUCAGCUUGGUUCGCGCUCCUCAGCACCACCCUGCUAACCGUCCUCUUCGGUGCCGAGCCGGUAUCAGGAUUGAGCUUAGCGAACCUUGGGAGCAACAUAUUUGGCGGAUAAAAAGACGCUGUUGACAAAGCGCACGAUGGCAUGAACAGUACGUCUGCGUCCAUUCAAUGACUGCUUUGUUUGCGCGUGAGGCUCAGCGGCUGUACAGAGGCGCUUUCUGACGCCAAUCAUCAUCUGGGCGAGCUCGACACUCCAGAACAAUUCUGGGAGCAUAUGCUCGGCCAUCAUGCUCAGGACUACGCGGCGUCUCUCAUCCACGAAGCUGUGCAAGAGGUUGACGCGACCGUCGUCGCCCAGCUACGCCACUUUCAAUACGUGAUACAGGUAGUCGUCUCUGACACCGAGCACCUGAAAGAAGUCAUUGCACAAGCGGGAGACAAGCCAUUCGACGAGAUUCAGCAUGGUAUCGAGAAAGUGUUCGCAGACCUCCUAGAGGAGUUGAAGGAGCAAGGGAACGUGUCUCUAGUCAUCCGCAAAGCAGAAGAGGCUUUCAUCAGGUUAGGCGUGCAACACGGGGUGCCAGAGAACCAGCUUCGGACGCAUCUCGACCUGAUCGUGAAGCACGUCGAGGAUAUUGUCGUCACUGUCGGGGACUUAGCGGAACAACAUCCCAUCUUGCUCGAGACUUUGAUUGUCUCCGGUAUCAUGCUCAUCAUCCCAGAGUCGUGGUUCCUCCGUCCUCUGUUUGGGCUCUUCGGCAUGUCCACUGAGGGCCCCGUUGCAGGUUCCGCGGCGGCUUGGGCUCAGGGCCGCUUCUACGGCGCAUACAUCCCGAAGGGCAGUUGGUUCUCGCACCUGCAGCGCGCAGGCAUGAAGGGCGCGUCCCGGUGGAUCUGGUGAAGAAAGCUGUAGGCGGUUGCAUUCUGGCUGGCGGCUUGUUCGCGGGAGCCUGAGAUCGCGCGGCACUUAUUUGUUAUUAUCCAUUGUCUGAUGUAGUGUAUGUGGG
Molecule: messenger RNA, 1061 nt
Organism: Fomitopsis serialis
Lineage: Eukaryota; Fungi; Basidiomycota; Agaricomycetes; Polyporales; Fomitopsidaceae
Exons: 5
Coding region: 329-955 (208 amino acids)
Source: RefSeq, a predicted model, not a curated record